Messenger RNA from Phymastichus coffea, 6683 nucleotides. RefSeq names its product eukaryotic translation initiation factor 4 gamma 2 (gene NAT1). NCBI's taxonomy places the organism in Eukaryota, Metazoa, Arthropoda, Insecta, Hymenoptera, Eulophidae. Gene Ontology annotation, cellular component: eukaryotic translation initiation factor 4F complex. The record is from RefSeq and is a predicted model, not a curated record. Gene Ontology annotation, molecular function: mRNA binding; protein binding; translation initiation factor activity.
AUGCCUUCUAGGGACGAUAAUCGCUCCCUAUCCACUGAGCAACGCUGGAUCCCUCCUUCAACUAUUAGACGCGAUGCGCUCACCCCAGAAAGCCGAAAUGAUGUCAUCUUCAGAAAGGUGCGGGGCAUUCUUAACAAGCUCACACCGGAAAAGUUCGCAAAGCUGAGCAACGACUUGCUCAACCUUGAGCUCAAUUCCGAUGUAAUUCUAAAAGGUGUCAUUUUUUUGAUCUUCGAAAAAGCUCUCGAUGAACCGAAAUACAGUUCUAUGUACGCACAGCUGUGCAAGCGGCUGUCCGAAGAGAGUGCGAACUUUGAGAACACGCAAAAGCAAGGUAUCGGCAGUGGCAGCUUGCACCAGCAGCAUCAGCAGCAUCAGCAUCAGCAUCAGCAUCAGCAUCAUCGAGGAAUUAGCAGCGCAACAUCAGCAGCAGGCGGCAAUAAUCACAACCAUGUGCAGCACCAGCAUCAGCAGGAGGCGGGAGGAAAACGCAGCAACGACAGUACGUUCACCCGCCUGCUGCUCAACAAGUGUCGAGUGGAGUUCGAGAAUCGUAGCAAGGCCAACGAGGCAUUCGAGCUCAAGCAGGGCGAGCUCUCGGCCGAGGACGAGGAGCGGCGCCAGAAUGCCAAGCGCAAGAUGCUCGGCAACAUCAAGUUCAUCGGCGAAUUGGGCAAGCUGGAGAUCGUCUCCAACUCGAUACUGCACAGGUGCAUACAGCAGCUACUGGACAAGAGGCGUGGCGGAUCCAGGGGGGACCAGGCCGAGGACAUCGAGUGCCUCUGCCAGAUCAUGCGCACCUGCGGUCGCAUCCUCGACACCGACAAGGGCGCCCUGCUUAUGGAGCAGUACUUCAAGCGUAUGAGCGUACUGGCCAAGAACAGCGAGCUACCGCUGCGCAUACGCUUCAUGCUGCGCGACUGCAUCGAGUUAAGGCAGAACGGCUGGGUGCCGCGCAAGGCCACCAGCACCGAGGGACCCAUGCCCAUCAACCAGAUUCGCAAUGACAACGACGAUCACCCAGGACGCCAAGGUCACCUCGGCCUCGGUGGCCAUCAGGGUGGCGGCGGCGGCGGGCAUUCCGGCCCCGGUUCCUUUUAUAAUAGGAACCGCGGCGACGAUCCGGGGUCGCGCGGUAUGAACAGCGACCUCUUCAGGCGCAUGGGCCGCGUAAGCUUCGAUGUCGACAACCUCGGUAUUAUACCGCUCACCUCGGCGGGCUUCGCUAUGAGCUCGCCCUUUAGUCCCAAUGGCUUUGGACCUCCACAGCCGCCUGCGCCCACGUCCAACACUUACGGCCCAGGCCGACACAACCAGCGCAACCAACCGCCGGCCAACUUCUAUCCCAACCAGAAUCGCAACCAGAAUAAUUACCAGGGUAAACACAACCAGCAACAGCACAACUCGCCUCAGAACUUCAACAAUAACGGCAAUAAGGAGUCAGUCAGAUUCAACAAACACAAACUCAUCGGACCACCCGAGGAAAUAUCACUCAGGCCUUCAGCUAACUCUAUGACUUUCAAACAACCCAACAUCAAUCCAAAUAUCACGACUACUAACGGAGGAAUCGACUUGUUCCCUGGUCGUAUUCCUGAGUCGCCGUUGAUGCGCGCGGCAGCAAUGCGUAAACCAAGUCCUCCGCUAAUCCCUAAAGAUCCACCAGCCACCGUGGUAAUCAAGCAGGCUCCACUGGACAAGCAGAAGCGCGAGCGCAAGGACAAGGGUCCUACCAAGGAAGAGGUGAUGAAGAAAGUGAACGCACUGAUGGACGACUUCGUGUCGCAUGGCAACAUUCCCAACGCGAUCACGGCCUUUAAGGAGCUUAAAAUUCCUGAGCGUUUUUUGCGCUGGGCCGUCCAUACGAUCUAUUCGAACGGCACUGAGCGCAAUGACGCCGAGCGUACUUUGGCUGCCAAUUUAGUCAGUCAGAUGCGCAAGGAAAAUGUAAUUAAUGCUCAGCAGUUUCACGAUGGCUGGAAGGAAUUGGUGAACUCGAUCGCCGAAAAGGAAAGCGCGGUGCCGUGUAUCGCCUCGCACACUGCUCAACUCACUGCUCGAGCAAUCAUCGAUGGAAUGAUGCAGCUCGCUGACUUGGCAGCUGUUACUGAGAACGGCCAGCACUAUCCGCUCUUCUUGCUUACUCUUCAGCAGCUGCACAAGAUCCAAGACAAGCAAACGCUCAUGGAGAUCUUUAACGACAGCAAAGUUAAUCUGAUCAGCCAGCUGCCCGAAGCCGAGAAGACUAAAGAACGCCUCGGCGAAAUUCUCGAAGAUCGAGAUCUUACGUUCUUAUACCCGUUACUAAGAAUCCAAGGGGAUAUGUGGAAGCAGCUUGAGAGUGAUCCUUCACCCAACAGCCUCUACAAAUGGAUCAAGGAGAAGCUCGACCCAUCUCACCAUUCCGAUCCAGGCUUUAUUAACGCCCUCAUGACUGUACUGCUAAAAUAUAUCACGCAGGAAACAACAUUCCCGCUUGGCACCAAUCCAGCUGUUAUCCCUGAUAAAUCUCUGCAAGAGAAGGAAGUUGCAUUACUGAGCAAAUAUCAGCGUAUGCUGCAAACGCUUUUGCCAACCAUCGAAUCCCAGGUCACUGCCGUACACUCCCUACAAGUCUUCUGCCUAUCGCAAGGUUUUCCUAAAGGGAUGCUAUUGCGUUGGUUCAUUGCACUUUACGAUCUUUCAAUUAUUGAUGAAGAUGCUUUUAUGCGCUGGAAGGAGGACGUUAACGAUGCUUAUCCAGGAAAAGGCGAUGCCUUAUUCCAGGUAAACGCGUGGUUGACAUGGCUAGCGGAGCAACCGUCAGAGGAUGAGGACGAAGAAGAAGAUGAGAAAGGAGACAACUAAGAAGGAAAGAGGAGAAGAAAAUCCCGGGAGGGAACACUGUCCUGAUAACAAAAAAAAUAUAUGUCUAUGAUUUGCGAUAGAUUUUUACUAUCUCACAAUCUAGCUGAGCCUUGAAGGUUUUGGUUUCAUCAAUUACGUUGCCUAUCUAAAAAAAUAAGAAAAUUAAAAAAAAAACCGGAAAAAAAGUCAACAAGCGUCCUGUCAGCGCUUGUCAGUGCCCUCCAGCAAUCAAAAAAGAAAAAAAAUGUUACACAAAGAACGCAUUGUUGACGCGUGCGAGCUUAUACAUUGGUGCGCGCGCGACCACCGCGAACAGCUUCGGUACAGUGAACAAAAACAACAAUAUAAAGACAGAACAAAUAGCAAAAAUGAUUAACGGUUUAAUAUAGAACUACCAACGGCGCUUGAUAUAGUUCUGCGCGAACAGGAAGUUUUAAUAUAUUAGAUAAUUGAAUAUUGAAAUAUUAUUAUGAUUUGUAUUAUCAUUAAAGAAAAAAAAAUGUUGAAAAAAUGAUAUUGGGCCAGCAAUGAGUAUUGGUGCAGAAAAUAGUAUCUGUUUUAUGAUUGAGGAAAAAGCAAUGCGAAAAAAUGAAAAUAGCAACAUACACGCAUGAUUUAAAUGAAACAAAAAGUAUAGGGUAAAUCAGUAAAAAAAAUUAGUCUGAUGAUUUGUAUUGUCCAAGUUUUUGUCUAGUAUUGUGUACGUGCCACGUUUUAUAAGUCUUUUUGUCUGCGCAUAGAGGAGAGAGCAGCCUGUUAUAUCUGUGUAUCAACUUUUACACUUAUAAUGAAUCAUUAUUGCGUAUUGAUCGUUAUUAAUUAAAUGCAUUGUCCACGUGACAUUCGCGUAUGUGAGAAUGUUCAACCCGGAUAAUUCUAUAAUCGACUCUCUUAUGAACAAACUUUGACCUUGAUCCCAAAGUGUAAAACGUGGAAAGUUGAAUAGGGGAAAAAAGUCGGCUAUUUGAUUUUAUAGUGAAAGAAGAUUCGUACUCGCGGCGUCAGGGAGAGACUUUUCGUUUUUCGGCGCUUCGAACGUGUAUUUCUUAUCGUUGUAGUGGAAAAUUCAAGUAACGAGAAAGAGAGACUUAUCAUUGGCAAAUGGAGAAUUAUAUCAAUCAAAAUAUCUCUGCCUGGCAAAUGCAAUCGUAGUCACCUAUUCUAUGCCCAAAGUAUGUGCGAUGAAUAUAAACAGUUUAAUUACAAAAAGAAAAAGAGGGGGAUACGAUUGAACGAUUAAUUAUAUAACAACCAGCAGCCAGCGUCACAUCCACAUUAAUAAGAAGAAAAACAUAACAUAGCGAAAACUAGUGACACUUACUAAAUCACAAGCAAAAACAAAUGAAUAAACACGAGCCUCAGUGUAAUUUAUUAAAGAACAGAUAACGUGAAACAGCUCCUCCGGUUGUUCCGUCGACGACCAAAAUGUUUUUCAAGCCUUUUACCUUUGUUUCCUUUCUUAUUCUUUAUGAGUUUUCCUCUGAAUUUAGACAAUUACAUUAUACAAUAUACAUAUAUAGUUGAGUUGAAAAAAGUGGCAAGUAAAAAUGUUGUUCGAGCGAUUCAAGCAAAAAUAAUAAAAAAGAUAUUAAUAAUAAAUUGAUUGAAAAGGUAUGAGUGUUUACUUUAAUAACCUUCAGCCCGGAUGAUUAAAUCAAAUUUAAUUUGAAAAAAAUUUCGCCUGGAUGUCAGUGCAAUAAUCGUGCUGCGACAAAGUACGCUUGUUUUUCCUUUCUUUCCCUUAUAAGUUUAAUUGUAAACUAAAUUUUUGCAUAUACACUAAUGAAUUAUGUUGAAUGAAUGUAAAAUAAUACGGAACUAUCAUUGUUUCAUCAUGUACAUAGAAAGUUUUUGUUAUCUCUGGACUGAAGUGUUAAUGAGAAGAAAAAUGCUAGUUAUUGAGGUUGACCGUUUAUUUCUGUAAAUCCGUUUUCUCUGUAAAAUGUAAUCACGUAACUAGACAAAUUUAAUGGAGAAUCGGAUAAAAGUAAAAAAUUAAUGAACAGCGUAUCAGAAGAAAAAAAUGGAAAAAAGUACUACAUUGUGUUAGAUUUAUUGUUUCGCAAUAAUUGAUUGGUGUGAUACUCGACCGACCGACCAAAAGAAUGUAUCGUUUUUUCAUGGAAAUCAUAAUAAAAACAUUUUUUUUUAAUAAUGUAAUGGCAAAAAGGAAUAAUAUUUUCCAUCGACGUCUUCUGAAUACUGCAAUUUGUUCUUUUGAUAACGCGUCGGUCGAGUGUCCUAUAAUUUCCAGUGUUAUAAUAUGAAAAAGAAAACUAUGAAAAUGAAUAAAAAAUACGUCUUUAUACCAUUUUUCACACAUAAAAUAUAUCCUUUGUUUGUAAUGUCGCGUAGGCGCGAAAGUAAGCGAAUAUAGGCGGAAUGAGAGAAAUUUAAAUUGAAGAUAAUUCGUAGUGCGACGACUCUACCUCAAUGUAAGACAUCCUUUCGUCUGAAUGAAAUUUUGUACUUUGAAUCAUUAUGUAGUUCCGUUUAGCAAAGAGAGAGAGAGAGAGAGAGAAAGAAAGAGAGAGCGAUAUUGAAAAUUACUCAAAACUAUCAAUUACGUAGCCAAUUACACUUUUUUCCUUGUACCUUUCGCUCAGUUCUGUUUCUGAAGGACAAAGUUAAUCAAUCGGAGGCGAAAGAAUCGUCGCGCUUCGAUGGAUAUCACCACAGAAUCUCCAUUCAAACAAAUUCACACAACACUCUGUAGCGAAAUAUUUCUGUUUUAUUUGAGCGCAAAAAGUAUGUUUGCACGUGGUUCUUUCUGUAGCAACAAUCAAUGUAAUAUUUAAUGGCUCUCUGUGGUAUAUGCAUCCAUUCUCUGUCUCCCAAUCUCGCUUCGUAUGUCAUUCGAACUCGUCAAUGUAAUACACGCGCUCGAGUCUACCGAAACGGAUAAUUAUGAAUAGACAUCCAUUAUGUCUCAACUUUACUGCUUUUCUUUGCAAGCUCGACGAACUUCUGUAUGCAUCAUCUAAACAUUUUCUUUUUUUUCUUUAGUGUAUUGUUGAACCAUUCGCUAAAUGAAAAUCUACUAACCACUUUCCAUUCGUCGAGACGAAAUAUUUGAGGCGACGAAUGAACAUUUUUUUGGAAAGUAGAAAGUCUUUAUUUGUUCGUUUUCGAGUGUGAUAAUGGAAAGGAAAAAGAAAGUAUGACAGUAUUAAUUGUUUUCUUUUUCUUUGUGAAUAAUCGCUGCAUUAUUACCGAUAUUUUGUGUUACAAAUGUGAGAUAAAGGUGACGCGCAAGAUUGAAGUAAAAAUAAUAAGCAGGUUGAGAAUAUAUCAAUUUAGAAUUUUUUUUUGUUCUCUAAUACUAAUCAAUUUUUUUAUGUGGACAAUUCUUAGUUCUCAGAAUAAAAUAAUUUUUAGUAUGAAUUUUGUUACUACUCUGAAUUUAUAACAUUUCGACAUAGUUUUUAGACAAAAAAUGAGUUUUUUUGUUUGAUUUAUGACGACCAAGUCAUAAUAAUGUUUUUUAGUCAAUAAUCAUUUUGUUGCUAUUAUUUAUUGAAAAGCAAUCACUGUCAAUUUAAGUUCCAUGUUUAGCAAUUUACAUACAAGUCAGUUUAAUUUUAUACUAUAUAAGAGAAUAGGGAAAUGCUCAAUUCAUUCAAUUCAUUUUUUUGAUAAUCAAACUACGUAAAAUGAAUUAUCAAUUUUUGUUUGUAGAUAGAAACACGAUGAGAAGAUUUUGAAUUGAAAAUUUAUAUCGAAUCAUAGAUAACAAGUAAAAUUGUGUAAGUGCAAGAAUCUAUAAUUUGUCCUGAAACAAAGCCUUGAAUUACAGUUUUGCAACCAUUAAUUGAAUAAACUUAGCCUUACCGACAACA